CUUUUUUAGCUCUUUACUUCUGGGAGUACUGAGACGCCUCAUAUUGCCAUAAGUUAAAUUCUCCAACCAUUUUUUUUAAAAUCAUUCUGCUUGGAUUUAAAAAAAAUGCAUGCCAAUGUUGCUUCUGAUCGCGGAGGUGGAGGUGGGUCAUGGAGACUUCCCCCGGAUGAGACAUUGCAAGUUCAAGAUCCAAAGCAGAAAGAUCAGGACCUGGACUUGGAUGAAGGACACAACUGGCGUAGUAUAAUCUUCUCUUUAUUGGUUAUUAGUUUCGUAAUAGCUGGCAUAAUAACUGCUAUAUAUUUACUGGGAUAUGUGGAUGAACUACUAUAUUGGUCGGGUCGAAGAAUGAUUCUAGAUGAGUAUCUGCAAGGUGAAUUGACGCCAACCCGAUUACAGCCAUCAUGGGUGACAACGAAGAAAUAUGUCUUUCAAUCAGAUGAUGGGGGCCUUUCCCUAUUGGAUACUUCAGUAAACUCAAUAAAUAUUUUAGUUACAAAUCAUACCAUUCGUCAACUAAAUGUAAGGGGAUAUGAAUGCUCACACGAUCUGAAAUAUGUACUAUUCAGACACAAUGUAAAGAAGAUAUUUCAGAAAUCCUUUACUGCAUUUUACACAAUCUAUGACGUAGAUAAUGACCACCAUAUGCCUGUGAAGUUAAAAGACUCAUCGAAGGUGCAAAGAACCCGACUUCAAUAUGCCGCCUGGCUGGGAAACACAACUUCAAUCAUUAUUGUUGCUGACAACGAUAUAUUUGUAAGACAAUCUCCAUCCAUGGAAGAAGAUAUAAGAAUAACAAUGACAGGUCAAGAAAAUAAUAUAUAUAACGGAGUUCCAGAUUGGCUUUACCAAGAGGAAAUUUUUGAUAUACCGGAAGCUAUAUGGUCAUCCACUGAUGGAAGUCACUUUAUUUUCGCCUCAUUUAACGAUAGUCAUGUCGGAAUGAUGACAUAUCCAUGGUUAUCAUCUGGUGCCAUAAUUUCUGGUAGUGGUAUGUCAUCAGGAAGCUCAUUUCCUGAAACCAAAAAUGUGCGAUACCCAACACCAGGCACUGCGAAUCCAGAAGUUCAGCUGUGGAUAGUCGACAUAACGAAUUUUACGUCCAUAAAUAAAGUGAAGUUAAUGCCGCCACCUUCCCUUAGUAAACAAGAUUAUUACUUAACAUCAGCUGGCUGGGUAUCUGGUAGUAAUAAUCAAGUAUCUGUAGUUUACAUGGUGCGCUCACAAAAUUAUAGUAUAAUAGCAACGUGCUCAAAGGAUACAAAUUGGUCAUGUGCAGAAAUUCACUCUGAGCGCGCACCGGAAGAUGAAUGGUUAGAUAUUUUUCCGCAUCCUGUAUUUGCUCCAGAUGGAAACAGUUUCUUACUACUAGCUGGCGUUCAGGAAUCGGGAAACGAUCAUUUUACUCACAUAAAACACAUAACAAUAUCGCAGCAAAGAAUUUCUGUAAUAUCCCACGGCCGUUAUGAGGUUUUAAAAAUUUUGUGUUGGGAUACAACGAAUCAUGUAGUGUACUAUCUUGCUACGCAAGAUAAAAAGCCUGGACAAAGGCAUUUGUAUUUAGUGAAGGAUCCCGUGCAUGAUGAUACCAGAAAAAGCGAGCCACAGUGUAUAACAUGCGAUUUAGGCGAAGCUUUAUGGAGUAGUAGAUAUUAUUAUACAAAUUGUUCCCAUUUUGAUGCAUUCAUAACACCAUCAAAUAGAUUAGCAACAAACUAUGGAAUUGAUUUCUACAUCCUUGAGUGCCAAGGUCCAGGAUUACCGGUAUCUGGGGUGCAUACGCAGAGGACGCACAGCCUUGUGAAAAUAUUAUAUGAUACGCGACCAUUUUACACAGAAAGGUUACAAAAACUAGCACUCCCAAUACAAAGAUCAUUUGAAAUACCAUUACCGCAUGGUAGUCGGGCGCAAGUGCAAUUGCUUUUGCCCCCAAGCUGGCGAGAGGAACUCAGAGAUGCAGCAUUUCCUGUUGUUGUCGAAGUCAAUGGCCGGCCGGGUUCCGAGUCUGUUUCCGAAAAGUUUAGAAUAGACUGGGGAACGUACAUGUCCUCAAGAAAUGAUGUUAUUUAUGUACGCUUGGAUGUUAGAGGAGCAAAGGGCCAAAGCAAAAAGUCUUUAUAUCGUCAUUUGGGGGGAGUCGAAGUUCAAGAUCAAAUAUCUGUUUUGAGAUAUCUAUUGGAUACCAUAAGCUUCUUGGACGAAACGAGAGUUGGUAUUUGGGGCUGGGGCUAUGGAGGAUAUGUGACCUCUAUGGUUUUGGGAACUCAGCAAGAUGUCUUUAAAUGCGGCAUAUCGAUUUCCCCUAUUGCAGAUUGGUUAUAUUAUAAUUCUGCGUUUACUGAACGCAUAUUAGGUCUACCCGCGGAAAACUAUAAAGGAUACGUAGAAGCUGAUGCAACUCAACGUGCUCGACUUAUUAAAUCAAAUUCUUUUUUUUUAAUUCACGGCUUAGCAGACUCCACAGCACCCUACGUCCAUGGUGUUCAAUUAGCAAAAUCAUUAACAGAAGCGAAUAUAUUAUAUCGAUAUCAGACUUAUGCUGAUGAAGGUCAUGAACUUAAUGGAGUCUUAGAGCAUGUAUACUCUUCAAUGGAGCAUUACUUUGCAGAAUGCUUGAGCUUGGAUCCAGAUGAUACUAAGCCAGAUUUGGAUCAAAAUAUGGUACCUGCAGAGUAGCAGGGCUAGAAAACCUUGGCAAUGUACAUAGAGUAGACUUAUUAUUAUAACACAGAAUUUGAACUGUUAUACCAUUAUAUUUAGAUACGUUGCAAUGUAUGGUUGUUUUCAAAUGAAAGAAAUCGAAAAAUCGAAAUAUGGCUCAUAAAUUGCUUUAUACUAAUACUAGAAAUAGUACUUAUGCCACAAGAUUUAAAGUUACACAAAAUAUCUUUCGAUCGACGGUUGUAUUGUGUACUUACUGUAAAUUUUUUAAAUAUUUUAUAAAAUCUUAAGGGCAUAUAACUUCCCCAGAGCCACGUACACGUUGGAGCUAAUUACAUGCUUCCUUCUCUAGUCCUUCCCAAACAUAUACAUAUAUAUAUAUAUAUA
Molecule: messenger RNA, 3048 nt
Organism: Drosophila navojoa
Lineage: Eukaryota; Metazoa; Arthropoda; Insecta; Diptera; Drosophilidae
Product: dipeptidyl peptidase 4
Biological process (GO): proteolysis
Cellular component (GO): plasma membrane
Molecular function (GO): dipeptidyl-peptidase activity; serine-type peptidase activity
Source: RefSeq, a predicted model, not a curated record